AUGUCUCAAUAUGCCGGGUACAACUCGCCGAAGUCACCACCACCACACCGAGAUUGGCGGUCGAGCUCCCCGCAGAAGCCUUCACCUCUGCGACACACCCUCUCCACCAUCUCCCGCAACAGCGAGACGGAAAACACCUCCGAGCCAAGCCGACAAGGCACCAUCAACAGCCACUCGAGUUCGGCGUACAGCCACGGCAGCAACUACAGCGGCUAUGACUCGACCAGUGAUCCGUUCGUGACGCGACCGAGUGCCAAGCGGGAGCGCAGUGAGAGUCCAGUCAAGAAGAACGCGGCGUUUGCCAAGUGGGAACAGCGCGAACAACAGUCCGGGACCGAGUCACGGGACCAGCCAUCGCGGAGUCCGAGUAAAAUGGACGUGACUCCGCGACGGGUACGCGACGAUGAGUGGAAGUCCGGGGUGGGAAGGAGCGAAGACAGCGCGGUGGCAAACACACAGAAGACGGCGCGGGAGAUGGGAUCGCCUACAAAGGAGAAUGGGAAGCAGAAUCGGAAGCCGCUUCCUCAGCUACACAUGUCUGAUCAUAGUAUGCGACCGCCACCACGCCCACCUUCGCAUUAUCGUGGGCAGAGUCUGGAUACUACCUUGCCAUCUACCCCCGAUCACACGUUCACCACUAGUCCGCCUUCGGUCUCGACGAGGAAUAGUCUGGCUACACUCUCCAGAUCGGACUCGAUGCGCGCGAGUACAAGGCCAAGAGAGCGCGGUCAUUCACGAUUCAACUCCGUGGACAACAGUGUGGCUCAACUAGACGGCGAAGAUCUUGCGACUUUGCAAAAAUCAACCACCCCGCAACUCCGACAUCUUAGUAAGAUGGCUUCAGAAAACGGUGGUGGCGAGGACAUGGGCGUCCACUCCCCCGAAGAGCAAGUAGUCGGGCUAGCUGGAAGAAGAAAACUUCAACGCUCGGGACUCGUCAAGCCAAACAGCAAAGGCCAAUCGAACUUUUCCUCCCAAUUCGCCAGCACAAGAUGGAUGGAUACCCAGCGCAAACAUAUACAGGCCUACGAAUACCUCUGCCACAUCGGCGAAGCGCGUGCCUGGCUGGAAGACGUCCUGGAUCCCACCGAACUCCCCCCGAUCGUGCAGCUCGAGGAAGCACUCCGAGAUGGCGUCACCUUAGCCGAAGUCGUCGUCCGCCUCGCACCAUCCCUCCCACUCGACCAACAGCGCGGCGUAGGCGCCAUGCGCAUCUUCCACUCCACUCGCCUGCAAUUCAGACAUUCGGACAACAUAGCCAUGUUCUUCCGCUUCCUGGCUGAGAUCGAACUCCCCGAACUCUUCCGCUUCGAGCUGGUGGAUCUGUACGAGAAGAAGAAUAUCCCCAAGGUCAUCUACUGUAUCCACGCCCUGUCAUGGCUGCUGUACAGGAAAGGGGUGGUGGAUUUCCGGAUCGGGAAUUUGGUUGGGCAGUUGCAUUUCGAGGAACAUGAGCUUGAGGCUACGCAGAAGGGGAUUGAGCGGUCUGGGAUCGCUAUGCCAAAUUUUGGCGGCAUGAGGGAGGCGCUGCAGGUUGAGCCGGAGCCGGAGCCUAGUCCUGAGGAAUUGUUCGCCGAGCAAGAGGAGGUGUUGGUGGAUUUGCAGGCGCAGGCGAGGGGGGCGUUGAUGCGGUUGAGGUUGGGGGAGGUGAUGCAGGAUUUGUGGGAUGCCGAGGACGCUGUUGCGCAACUUCAGGCGCAUGCCAGGGGUGGGUUCGCAAGGGAGGUGUUUGCGUUCAAGUUCGGGAUGGAGCACUCGACGAGAGCUUUCCAGGCUGCGGCGAAGGGGUUUCUGGUUAGGAGGAAACAGCACCGCAAGCAACGGGCUUGGAGGGAGAAUCACGCUGCUGUGGUCAAGGUCCAGAGCUUGUGGCGCGGAAGACAGGACAGGGCCGAGAUGAGACAGAUCAGGACUCAGCUGCAGCGACAACGACAUGGGCUCAAGGAUCUGCAGGCGGCUAUCCGCGGUGCUCUGGGAAGAUGGAGAGCCAGUGAUGUCUGGCAGGAGACGCAGGAAGCUGGGACCGAAGUCGAGGCUUUCCAGGCUCAGGCGAGGGGUGCGCUGGAGCGGCUACGGGUCGGUAGGAUCAUGAAUCGGCUUUGGGAUGUGGAGGAUUCGAUUCUGGAGCUGCAGGCCUGCUUCCGUGGCUCGCGCGUCCGCCGGCAAGGUCGACAACAGCAGGUGGCUGCCAAGCAGGCUAGUGUUGAUAUCGUGCGCUUGCAGGCUGCGGCAAGGGGUCUUGUGCAGAGGAGGGAGAUCCAACGGCGUCAUGGUCAGUUCAAGAUUCAUGAGGGUGCUGUCAUGGAUGCGCAGGCUGCGGCUAGGGGUCUGCUCACGAGGCUACGACAGGCGAGGACGAAGGGUGCGCUGCAAGGACGCGAGAGCGGCAUUGUCAAGGUACAGGCGCUGCUGAGGGCGAAUCUGGCAAGGCAUUGUGUGAGGGUGCAGAAGGCUGAGCUCUUGACUUCGUCGUCGAAUCUGCCGUCUUUGCAGUCUCUGGCGCGUGGAAACAUGCGACGGCGGCGAUUGAGUCAGUUGCGAGAGGACCUCAAGCAGCAUGAUGCCCAAGUCCUGCAUCUUCAGUCCCUGGCCCGCGCUAUGCUUCAGCGAAGAGAUAUCGGUACCAAGCUCGCCGCACUCGAGGACCAGGAGACGGAGAUCACGACUUUGCAAUCCCUGGCACGGGCAUACAUGCACCGCCAACGUAUCUUCGACCAGCUCGUUGCUAUGGAGAAGGAGGAGGAAAGUAUCACCCACCUCCAAGCUCUAGCUCGUGCGAUGCUCCUACGCUCCCACAUCGGAACUCUCCUCUCCGAGCUCGAGGACCACGAGAACGAGGUCAUGGCCUUCCAAUCCGCCGCCCGCGCUUUCAUGGUCCGCGCCGCCUUCGCGCAGAAGCAGAAGCAUUAUCGGGAGAACAUGCAGAAGGUGAUCAAACUUCAAUCCUUCGUGCGCGCCAAACAGCAAGGCGAGAGUUAUAAGAGCCUGGUCAACGGCAAGAACCCUCCCCUGCCGGUUGUGAGAAGGCAUCUACAUCUCCUCACGGACAACAAUCUCGACUUCGAGGGUGAACUGGAAGCCGAGAGGUUAAGACGUCAGGUCGUGGAGAGUGUACGCCGGAAUGAGUUGGUGGAGGGGUAUGUGGAGGGUUUGGACGUGAAGAUUGCCUUGUUGGUCAAGAAUAAAAUCACCCUUGAUGAAGUGGUGAAGCACCAGAAACAUUUUGGCGGGUCGGCGAGUCAGUUGCUGCGACAGGGGUCGACGUUGGGGAGUGCGAGUGGAGUUGAUCUCAAGGCUCUUAAUAAGUCGAGCAGGAAGAAGUUGACUGGGUAUGAGGAACUUUUCUUCAUGCUGCAGACGCAGCCGCUUUACUUGGCGAGGCUUUUCCAGGCUAUUACUGCUAGGGGCUUGGCGGAGAAGGAGGCGAAGGGUGCGGAGAGAUUGGUGUUCACGCUUUUUGGGAACGCGUUGAAGAGUCGGGAGGAGUUUCUUUUGCUUAAGGUGAUGGUGCAGGGAGUGGGGUUGAUGGUGGAGGGGGUCAAGGGGUUGGAUGAGUUGGUUAGGGUGCAGCAGGGGGGGUUUCAACAGAGGUUGGUGUUGGCUUAUUUGCGGAAUCCGGGGUAUCGGUCUUAUCUCAAGGGUUUGCUGGGGGGCAUGGUGAGGGAGGGGAUUUGUGCGGAGGAGCAUUUGGAUCUGGAGAGUGACCCGUUGAUGAUCUAUCGCGCCCUCAUCAAUAAUGAGGAAUUGUCUACUGGACAGCCUUCGAGGAGACCCCGGGAUUUGCCCCGCGAGCAGGCGAUUAGAGAAGGCGAUGUCCGCCCGACUUAUGUCCAGCAUCUCCAGGAUCUACGAGAUAUCUGUGAUGGCUUCUUUUUGAGUCUGGAGGAGACGCUGCAUCGGAUGCCCUUUGGAAUCCGCUAUCUGGCGUCUGAGCAGUACCGAAUGCUGGGCCUGCGGUUUCCGCAUGAGGACCCGGGACACCUUGCUAUGCUGGCUGGACAAUGGUUGUGGAAGUCCUACCUCCUUCCUGCUCUGCGGGAGCCAGAGAUGUGGGGCGUUGUGGAUCGGGGCUUGAAUCCCGUGCAUAAGAGGAAUUUGGGACAGGUGGUCGUUGUGUUGGGCCAGGUUGCGCAGGGGCGGUUGUUCGGGACGGAGAAUCUGUAUCUUCAGCCGUUGAAUAAUUGGGUCACCGAGUCCUUGGAUCGAUGGCACGAGGCGCUGUUGCAGGUCUUCGAUUUGCCGCCUGCCGAGGAGUUCUUCGACGCCGAUCAGUACUCUGAUUUGUAUUCCCGGACGAAGCCGACGUUGUAUAUCAAGCUCGGGGAUAUCUUCGCCUUGCAUUCCCUGGUCUCGGAGAACUUGGCGGCGGUGGCGCCGGGCAGGGAUGAUGCGAUUAAAGAGCUUCUGACGGAUCUGGGCAGCGCGAAGAGCAAUGCGAGCGAUCUUAGUGGGGCGAGUAAUGGCGGGGAGAUCACGCUGACGCUGAAGUCGAGAUUCUCGAUUCAGGAGGAUCCUAAUGCGGAGGCUAGGGCGCUGUUUAUGGCGACGAAGAGGUUGGUGCUUUAUAUUAUCCGGGUGCAGACGGGGAGUUCCUUGAUGGAGAUUUUGCUGAGGCCGAUCACGCAUGAGGAUGCUGACAAGUGGAUUGAGGUUGUUAGGGAGGAGGUGGCGGAGAAGGAGAGGGAUCAUCAGGGUGGUGGGGGUGGACGACAUCAUCAUAAGCGAGGGAGUUCGAGUCCAGCUUUCGACCCGCGAGCGAGUUUGAGGGGCGCGAGGGCGCAUUCGGUCUACUCUGAAGCUCCUUCCGCUUAUUCGGAGGAUCGGAGGGAUCUGCCACAGGAUCUGGAGAGUAUGACUUAUGCGGAACUCAAACACGGCGCUUUGGAGAACAUUCUGGCGCUGGAGCAAUCGCAUAUCCCGGCCCAGUUCCGGGUGAGCCGGCAUAAUGCUUACCAGGACCUACUCAAUGCCUUGGCGGCGGACAUUCGGCAGAAACAUCGACGCCGCAUGGAUCGGUCGAGGGAGGUGGAGGGUACACGGGCCACGCUGGCGGGUUUGGACGAUAAGGCGCAUUUCCUCGAGGAGCAGUUGAAGAGUUAUAACGAUUACAUCGAACAAUGUCUCCACACCCUCGCCAACAAAAAGGGCACGAAGAGCAAGUUCGUCCUGCCUUUCACCAAACAAUGGUCGCACGAACGCGAACUCGAAAAGGCAGGUCGUCAACCCAAGUUCGGUUCUUACAAGUACUCUGCUCGGCAGUUAGCGGAUAAGGGUGUCCUGCUCUCCUGGCCUGCGUACGCGCCGGAGCAUUGGGGCCAGGUGAACAUCGUCAUCUCCUCCGAUGAAGUGGGCGUGUUUCAUUUCGAGGCUAGUGAGGGGUCUAUGAUGGUGCCGGGCGGGAGUGCGAAUUUGUUGUUGGAUGAUUUGUUGCAGGCACAGUAUGAUGGCCGGGAUCGCAUAGGGAUUUUUGAGGGGAUGGAGGGGGGGCAGGGGGCCAAGGUUGGGGUCAAUUUGUUGUUGCAUUUGCUUUUUAAGAAGUUUUAUCGGGAUGACUGA
Recurvomyces mirabilis is the source of this 5556-nucleotide messenger RNA. RefSeq names its product iqgap- protein (gene IQG1). NCBI's taxonomy places the organism in Eukaryota, Fungi, Ascomycota, Dothideomycetes, Mycosphaerellales, Teratosphaeriaceae. The record is from RefSeq and is a predicted model, not a curated record. Gene Ontology annotation, biological process: mitotic actomyosin contractile ring assembly actin filament organization; regulation of GTPase activity. Gene Ontology annotation, cellular component: mitotic actomyosin contractile ring; cell cortex. Gene Ontology annotation, molecular function: GTPase activator activity; actin filament binding; calmodulin binding. The transcript has 2 exons. The coding region runs from base 1 to 5556 and encodes 1851 amino acids.